AUGGUCUGUACGAAAUGUGAAAAGAAGUUGGUUAGCAUGGCUGCUCCCGACAAGUGGAAGGAAGGAUCCACUAAUUCUGUUGCUGGAUCAUCCGGACGCAAGUUGAAUCAAAACAAGUUAUUAUCGAGUUCAGCAAAAUUGAGGCAAGACGAUCUCGGUUGA
This is a messenger RNA of Phycomyces blakesleeanus NRRL 1555(-), 162 nucleotides long. RefSeq lists its product as hypothetical. The transcript is spliced from 2 exons. NCBI's taxonomy places the organism in Eukaryota, Fungi, Mucoromycota, Mucoromycetes, Mucorales, Phycomycetaceae. The coding region runs from base 1 to 162 and encodes 53 amino acids. Gene Ontology annotation, molecular function: microtubule binding. The record is from RefSeq and is a predicted model, not a curated record. Gene Ontology annotation, biological process: cytoplasmic microtubule organization.